Papaver somniferum (opium poppy) is the source of this 1622-nucleotide messenger RNA. Its product is annotated as tRNA-dihydrouridine(20) synthase [NAD(P)+]-like. Gene Ontology annotation, biological process: tRNA dihydrouridine synthesis. Gene Ontology annotation, molecular function: tRNA dihydrouridine synthase activity; flavin adenine dinucleotide binding. Lineage: Eukaryota; Viridiplantae; Streptophyta; Magnoliopsida; Ranunculales; Papaveraceae. The coding region runs from base 108 to 1037 and encodes 309 amino acids. Gene Ontology annotation, cellular component: cytoplasm. The record is from RefSeq and is a predicted model, not a curated record. The transcript is spliced from 9 exons.
GCAAUAUUUACACCUCUCAGGCAAAUAACAACAAUAGUUCACUUUCGCUUGCAACUUCCAAAGAAUUGCAGUCGGUUCCAGCGGGUUUCUGAUCAUUGGUGGUGAGUAUGGAUUACCAAAACAAGCUCAUACUCGCUCCAAUGGUCCGUGUGGGCACGUUACCAUUUAGGCUGCUUUCUGCUGAUUAUGGUGCUGAUAUUACUUAUAGUGAAGAGAUUAUUGAUCAUAAAUUUGUCAAAUGUGUCCGCAGAAUCAAUGAAUCUAUUGGGUCGAUUGAUUUUGUCGAUAAAGGAACGGAGAAUGUCGUGUUUAGAACUUGUCAAGAGGAACAGGAUCGAGUUGUAUUUCAAAUUGGGACUUCAGAUGCUGUUAGAGCACUUACUGCUGCUCAGAUAGUGUGCAAUGAUGUUGCAGCAAUAGAUAUUAAUAUGGGUUGUCCCAAGGCGUUCUCUAUCAGUGGAGGCAUGGGUGCAGCAUUAUUGUCUAAGCCAGAGCUAAUUCACGAUAUUUUAACAACACUAAAGAGGAACUUGGACACACCAGUGACAUGUAAAAUUCGACUUCUAAAAUCGCCUAGUGACACUGUGGAACUAGCACGGAGAAUUGAGAAAACUGGUGUUUCUGCUUUAGCUGUCCAUGGAAGAAAAGUUGAAGAUAGGCCUAGGGAUCCUGCUAGAUGGAAUGAGAUUACUGAUGUUGUGGCGGCAUUGUCUAUUCCAGUUAUAGUGAAUGGUGAUGUCUUUGAGUAUGAGGAUUUUCAGCGUAUUAAAGGGGCAACAGGUGCCUCAUCUGUGAUGGUUGCUAGAGGAGCUCUGUGGAAUGCCUCAAUCUUUUCCCCUGAGGGCAAAUUGCCUUGGGAGGAGGUGAAGAGAGAAUAUGUGAGAAAGAGUUUCAUAUGGGAUAAUUGCAUUAAAAGCACAAAGCACACUCUACGGGAAAUGAUAUCCCAUUAUUCAUCUCUCGAACUUCCAGAGGGAAAAGCUGUGAUCAAAUCAGACACUUUGGCGGAUCUUGCGGAAUAUUAUGGGGUUAGAUAACAUUAAAUCAUAUUUUUGCAAUUGCAACUGGUUGCUGCUGUAUGGAUAUGUAUAUCAAAGAACUCCACUGGGAGGAAAAACUACCUCCUGUAUAUCAAGGAAACUGCUUGCCUCUAAAUGGAGAUAAGUCAUCUACCACCUAUAAUACUAUUGACAUUAUGACCCUUAUAUAUGUGUGUCAUGUGUGUUUGAUAACUAUCCCAAGUUGGGGAAUAGGCAUUUUUGAUACUAGGAAGCCACUCCAUUUCUUUUUUUAUCCCUUUUCAAUUUUCAUUGAUCCAUUUCUUUUAUGGAGGGCAAUAUUUUUGUACGAGUCUCUUACCAAGUGUACAAUAGGGAGUGAGGUUACUUCAAUCUAGUCAAAAAUUCAGAUAGUGCUUCAUUUCUUUCGACUUCACAAACUCAUUUGUAGAAUUUUAUAGGCCCUAGUGGGUAGAUCUAAUCAUUGUAUUAUGUGAGAGUUGAUAUUUAUUUAAUUAUGCAUACAGAGUAAUAUAUUAAACACAAGUUUGUAUCUUACACAGAGUUACUUGUUCUCUUGCCAUUGUUUCAAUAAGGAUCAUGGGUAAUUCAUCUGGUACAGUA